Messenger RNA from Oncorhynchus masou masou (cherry salmon), 1141 nucleotides. RefSeq names its product low density lipoprotein receptor class A domain containing 4a (gene ldlrad4a). Gene Ontology annotation, cellular component: early endosome membrane; Golgi membrane. Gene Ontology annotation, molecular function: R-SMAD binding. The transcript is spliced from 4 exons. Bases 199 to 1122 code for a protein of 307 amino acids. Lineage: Eukaryota; Metazoa; Chordata; Actinopteri; Salmoniformes; Salmonidae. The record is from RefSeq and is a predicted model, not a curated record. Gene Ontology annotation, biological process: negative regulation of transforming growth factor beta receptor signaling pathway.
CGCUGGAAAACAUUUCAAGAUGUGGGGUGUCUAUUCACCAUAGGUAACAUCGCUACAUCGUGACUAGGUUGGAAUGACGUGAGAAAUGUGGAACCAUAGAGGCCGACUCUGACAGCGGGAGCUGCUGUACAAGUUGUCAGUCCUGUGUAGGGCCACUGUCGGCGGCUCUUCCCCGGCGUCCCGCUACUCCCGAGCCCCAUGCAAAACACAACGGUACCGGGCAGCUCCAUCAACUCUAACUCCAAUGUCAUUUGCUCCUGCAACUGCACUGGAUCCCAGUCACAGGGGAUGGAUAUAUCUGAACUGGAGUUUGUUCAGAUAGUAAUCAUAAUGGUGGUGAUGACAGUGAUGGUGGUGGUGAUUAUCUGUCUGUUGAACCACAGGCUGUCUGCCCUGGCCUUCUUUAGCAGACAGACACACAGCCACGACCAGGACAGACAGCGGGAUCAGGUCAACAUGCAGCACGAUGGCUGUGUGUGGCCAACCAACAGUUUGGUGAUGCAGCAGGGAACCACAGAGGUGAGUGGGAAAAAUGUGAUGUUUGGGCCCAGGCCGGCCCAGGAGAGGUUCAACCCUCCCUCCUUUAUGCAACGGGAGCAUUUCAGCCGCUUCCAGCCCACCUACCCCUAUCUGCAGCAGGACAUUGACCUGCCGCCCACCAUCUGUCUUUCUGAUGGGGAGGAGCUGCCGCCCUAUAAAGGCCCAUGUACUUUACAGCUAAGAGACCCAGAGCAGCAGCUGGAGCUGAGCAGAGCAUCCAUCAGGCCCCCCCCUAACAGGACCAUCUUCCACAGCGACCUGAUCCAUGUUUACGUCCACAGUGGUGGCCCUCGACCCCCGAGCAGUAACGCUGGUGUCAGUGCCGCCGAACGCAUGGAGGGACUGCCUCCCACCUACAGUGAGGUCAUGGGUCACUACCCAGGAUCCUCUGUGUUUCACCACCAGAACCAGUACAGCAAUAAAGAGCCGUUCGCCCAGUGGACAGGGAGCAAAGACAGGACACUCUCAGACAGAGACAGGCAGAUAAGCAAUGAAAGCACAACCACCACAGGCUCCUCUGGCUCUGGCAAGGUCAAGGACAAAGAGAAGGAUAGGGACAGGCGACGGGACAAACCAGUGUGAGGGGGGGGGGGGGGUUGUA